Molecule: messenger RNA, 4794 nt
Organism: Cannabis sativa
Lineage: Eukaryota; Viridiplantae; Streptophyta; Magnoliopsida; Rosales; Cannabaceae
Product: respiratory burst oxidase homolog protein E
Exons: 14
Coding region: 974-3808 (944 amino acids)
Cellular component (GO): plasma membrane
Molecular function (GO): calcium ion binding; NAD(P)H oxidase H2O2-forming activity; peroxidase activity
Source: RefSeq, a predicted model, not a curated record
CACCCUACCCACAUUUGAGACUUGUUCUCCUAUAUGAAUGAAUAUAUACAAGUAUAUAUCCCUAUUCUUUGUAACAUAUAUAUCGAUUAUUGACAUGUAAUAUAUUUCCAUACAUCACCUUCUCUAUUAUCUCUAGAAAUUUUUACAUAGGGAGCCCUGUUGGCUGUUCUUGUAUAUAUAUAUAUACUUAAUUAAAUUAAUAUAACUGUUAAUUUGUUGUUGAAAUAUAUAUAUUGAUGAAUAAAAAUAGAUUUCCCGGUAGCUAGAUAUAAGAUACGUGGCGCAGUCGAUGGCGUAGUUUGAGGAUAAAGAAGCAUUAGACCAUGUCUAUUUAUAUAUAUAACACCUACAAAUAUAUAUAUGUAUAUACUUUAAAAUUUCAGUUCAGUAGUCUUCUCUUCUUUCUCAUAUAGUCUUCAUCAUUUAUAAUAAUACCAAAAACACUAAACACUCUCCCCACACCUUAAUUUCUUAUAAUAUUCAAAAAUGUCUCAUAAUUGAAUUCAAUUUAUAUAUAUAGCUUCCUUUUGUUGUGAAAAUUUCUUAUUAUUUUCAGUUUUAAAAAUUCAAAUUAGGUACUAUUAUUAUUAAAAACAGAGGAAUUUUUCAUUCCAAGAGCAAAACUCCACCUACUCAACAAGAGAGAGAAGCACGACUUAGCCAGAAAGCGUUGAAAUUGUGUGUUGCGAUCGGUUGAGAAGUGUUUGUCUUGUUUGUUUAUUUUAAUUUUAAUUUUAAUUUUGGCCAUUUAAGCUCAAACGUGUGAGCCAAGCCUCUGUUUUCUGCUUCCCUUAGCAUUAACAUUUUAGAGACCAAAAAGGGAGAACAGAGAGCAAAAACAAAAGAAGAGGGAAUUCUAUCUUCACAACCAGUUGUAUAUCAAUCUCUCUCACACAAGAUAUAUAUAAUAUAUAUGUAUGUAUGUAUAUAUAUAUGUGUUUGGAAUAAUUUGGGUGAAAGUAAUUAGAGAAUAAUGAAAUCACCAGCUUCAUUUGGGAGAAGCAGUAGUUCGAAAUUGUCGAGUUACAGCCGUGGGUUUGACCUCCCGGACGAUUUAGAGCCGGAGUUAGAUCAAGAAGCUGACAGCUAUGAAGUCGGCGGAGCAAUGUUGUCUGUGUUCCUCAACGACCUCCGCCAAAGCUCUCAGCAAGACCUUGUGGAGGUCACCUUAGAGUUAAACGACGAUGAUUCCAUUGUCGUUUGUAGCGUUGCUCCAACGACAACAGGGACUCCAACUAGGACUCCCGUCGCCGCCGCGGCCGAUGAGGCCGCUUCAGUUUCUGCGGUGAGUGCCGGAGGAAGUAAAAUUGUUAGGAGUUUCUCGAAUGCGUCGAGAAGUAUUCGCCGGAAAUUUCCGUGGCUGAGAUCGACUGCGGCCUCGUCGAUUGCUUCGGACACAGAGGAUCAAGCUGCGGUGGCUCCAAUUACAGCUCGUGACGCUCGAAGAAUCAAGGCGAAACUUCAACGGUCGAGAUCGACUGCUCAAAGAGCUCUGAACGGUCUCAGAUUUAUCAAUAAAAGUACUACAGGUGCUAAAAACGCCGAUGAGUUGUGGAAGCGAGUUGAGUCCAAGUUCAACUCGCUCGCUAAAGACGGAUUACUUUCUAGAGAAGACUUCGGUGAAUGCAUAGGAAUGUUGGAUUCGAAGGAGUUCGCAGUAGGAAUAUUUGAUACAUUGGUAAGAAGAAGACGACAGAGGAUUGAUAGGAUAAACAAAGAAGAGCUUCACGAUUUCUGGUUACAGAUUUCCGACCAGAGCUUUGACGCGCGACUUCAAAUCUUUUUUGAAAUGGCGGAUAGCAACGAAGAUGGACGAAUCACAAGAAAUGAAGUGCGGGAGCUCAUAAUGCUAAGUGCUUCCGCAAACAAGCUUAGUCAGCUAAAAGAACGAGCUGAAGAAUAUGCUUCGCUAAUAAUGGAAGAACUUGACCCCGAAAACCUUGGAUAUAUUGAGUUAUGGCAGCUGGAGGAACUGCUAUUACAAAGGGACACUUACAUGAACUACAGCAGGUCACUGAGCAUAGCAAGUGUGGGCUGGAGCCAAAACUUGGGUUCAAAAUUUAGGCCCAAGAACCUGGCACGGCGAAUUAACUGGGGAGUUCAGUAUCUUGUUAUGAAAAAUUGGCAAAGAGGGUGGAUAGUUCUGCUUUGGAUCACCGCAAUGACUUGCCUAUUUUACUGGAAAUUCUACCAAUACAGCCAUAUGGCGGCGUUUCAGGUAAUGGGCUAUUGCUUGCCGGUCGCCAAAGGCGCUGCUGAAACUCUUAAGCUCAACAUGGCACUUAUCCUCUUACCCGUAUGUCGAAAUACACUGACUUGGCUUCGAUCCACUAGAGCUAGGUCCUUUGUCCCCUUCGACGACAACAUCAACUUUCACAAGUUAAUUGCGUGUGGUAUAGCCGUCGGAAUCACUCUCCAUGCGGGGAACCACUUAACGUGCGAUUUUCCUAGGCUGGUAAACUCACCGCCAGAAAGAUUUGCAGUCAUAUCCUCCGAUUUUCAUGGCGUACAGCCGACGUACAAAGAUCUUUUGACAGGUCCAGAGGGUGUGACUGGAAUUCUAAUGGUGGUGUUCAUGAUCGUUGCGUUCACGCUUGCUGCUCGUCGAUUCCGUAGAAACGUGGUGAAAUUGCCAGCGCCUUUGAACAAGUUGACAGGCUUCAAUGCAUUCUGGUACUCUCAUCACCUGUUUGCUUUCGUCUACAUUUUGCUAGUAGUCCACGGGCAAUGCCUGUAUUUGGCACACGAGUGGUAUCAGAAAUCGACGUGGAUGUACAUCUCUGUUCCAUUGAUAUUGUAUGUAGCUGAGCGGAGCCUGCGAACAUGUAGAUCAGAGCAUUAUUCGGUGAAAAUAUUGAAGGUCUCAGUGCUACCAGGGCAAGUUUUCAACUUAAUCAUGUCCAAGCCACCCGGAUUCAAGUACAAAAGUGGGCAGUAUAUAUUUCUACAAUGUCCACCAAUCUCUCAAUUUGAAUGGCACCCAUUUUCAAUUACCUCAGCCCCAGGAGACGACUAUUUAAGUGUUCACAUCAGAACAGUGGGAGACUGGACAGAAGAAUUGAAACGAGUUGUUACUGAAGGCAAUGAUCCAUCCGCUGUGAUUGGUAGGGCUCACUUUGGUCAGCUUGGAGUUUCAUAUCAGAGAAGCCAACCCAGAUUGCUUGUUGAUGGCCCAUACGGGGCACCAGCACAAGAUUAUCGAAACUAUGAUGUCUUGCUGCUGGUGGGGCUUGGGAUUGGAGCUACACCUUUUAUAAGCAUCCUUAGAGAUCUUGUAAACAAUACAAGAGCAGAAGAGCAAGAUUCAAAUACGGAAGCUAGUACAUCAGAUGAUAGCCUAAAUAGCUUCACCUCGUCAAAUAUAACACCUGGAGGGAAGAAGAAAUCGCAGAGAACUACAAAUGCCCAUUUUUACUGGGUUACAAGAGAACCUGGCUCUUUUGAAUGGUUUAAAGGAGUCAUGGAUGAUGUUGCAGAAAUGGAUCAUAAAGGUCAGAUUGAGAUGCACAACUACCUUACUAGUGUUUAUGAAGAGGGUGAUGCAAGAUCGACCCUUAUCACCAUGGUCCAAGCACUCAACCAUGCAAAACAUGGCUUUGACAUCCUCUCUGGCACCCGAGUGAGGACUCACUUCGCAAGACCAAAUUGGAAAGAAGUAUUUACCAAAAUUGCAUCAAAGCAUCCGUAUUCGACAGUAGGGGUCUUCUAUUGUGGGAUGCCAGUGUUGGCAAAAGAACUGCAACAGCUAUCGCAUGAGAUGACUCAAAAGACAUCCACCCGUUAUGAGUUCCACAAGGAGUAUUUCUGAAACUAAAUGUUCGCCAUCAGCACCAAGCUGCUAUUUAAUUGUAAUCAUUCAAAUGAUUCAUAUAAUAUAUAUAUAUAAUAUCAUAUAAAUAUAUUUGUACAACGGUAGUAAGCUGAAAAUGUAAAUUCCAUUUUUGUAUACAAGUUAUAACGAACAAGAUUUAGAUAUAAUAAACCAAAGUGUAAAAAGAAAGAGCAAUUACACAUAAUCGAGUGUCAGUAGUUAUGAAAUCUGGCAUGCUCAUUAGAAUCCGCAUUUAUUUAUAAACAAUAUAAUAUUAAAAAAAAAAUAGCAUAGAACUGAUUUGUUCAACAAUUGUAGCUAUUGGCAUUGCUUCAGUAAUUUUUGUCUGAGACAAGAGAAAACAAUGAGAUAUAUAGUUCCUCCCCUGUUCAAUAUUCUUACCCUGCCAAUCACUAAUCGCAUAUCACAAUGUUAAUUAUUCGUAAUAUAGAAAUGAAGUGUUGUACCUUGAACUUGGAGGCAUACAUUACUACAACAACAUACAAAAAGAACAUUACUUUCAGCACCAUAAACAUCCACUAAAGAGAGGCAAAGACUUAACGGUGGGUAUAGAAAAGCUCAGCUUUGUCAUCAUUAAAACAAUCUAUAUUUUAUGAUCCAAUCCGAGGCUAAAAAUUACAACAUAAAAGCUUGAGUAGAGAAUGAUGAGGAGAUAAUUGCUUAAACUUAUCCUCGACCUCACAUUAUUAAUUUAUUAGUAUAUAUAGAUAAAAAAAAAAAAGAGUAACCAAAAAUCACCAGUAAACCGCUCUAAUGAUAAAUAACAAGAAAAACUGUAUCCAAAUCGCAUGUUUUUGUUACGUAAAUGUUUACAAUUAAGAGAACAAUCUAAUUGUUAAAGUAAACUUAGAACUGAACAUCAUAAAGAGGAUCAAAUAAUAGUGUUCAUUCAUCUUUCAACCGCUUAAGAAGCUUAGAAGCCCAGCGUCGUACUCGACGCUUCAGAGUGUAACCCACAACUA